AUGCCUACUUGUGAUGAAGUUGCAGCAUUGAUUGUUGGUGAUUUUAAUAGUGAGAAGGUUGGACGAGAUAUUAUAGUUAAAACAAGUGAUGGAAUGUUGCAGAGAAUUCAUGAAACACAUACUGCAUUCAUACCUCUGCAAUAUCCUUUGAUGUUUCCUUAUGGUGAUGAUGGUUAUCAUGAAGAUAUACCAUACAGUGAGGAAUACCUGACUAAUGAAGACAUAACAAGGUUGCGACAAUUUGUGGUUGACACGUACACUAUGAUUGAAUCACAACGAUUAUCAUUUAUUAGAAGGAACCAGAAUUUGAUCAGAGCAGAUUUUCUUAAUGAGUUGGAAGAAGCUAUUGAUCGAGGGGAGACUGAUCCUACUACAGUCGGCAUGCGUGUUAUACUACCUUCAUCUUUUAUGGCUUGGAGUGAAAUUAAAAGAUAUGUUCGUCAAAGGAACCUUCGUGCAGAUGAGAGGCCGGAUAUAUGUUGUAGAGUUUUCAAAAUGAAACUAGAGCAAAUGAUGGCUGAUUUCAAACAAGGUGCUGUGUUUGGUGGAAUUCAAGCAGGAAUGUAUACUAUAGAAUUCCAGAAAAGAGGGUUGCCUCAUGCUCACAUUUUGUUGUGGUUGAAAGAUGGUCAUAAGAUGGUUACAUGCGCUGAUAUUGACAAGCAUAUAUCUGCAGAGUUGCCGGAUCCAGCUUUGUUUCCUAAGCUAAGUAAAGCAGUAUCACGUUACAUGAUGCAUGGGCCAUGUGGCCUACUAAUGAGAUAUAGAGGUCAUAUUAAUGUGGAGUAUUGCAAUAAAUCAAACUCUAUAAAGUACCUGUUUAAAUAUGUAAGCAAAGGGCCAGAUAGAGUCAGUGUACAUAUAACAAAUGAAAACUCUGGUGAUAGCAGUAGUCAGAGAAUAUUGUUUAGAGAUGAUGAAGACCUUGAGGCUGUGAUAAGCAAGCCAUCUUCUCAAUUAACAAUGUUCUUGGCCUGGAUGAGGGCGAAUCAACAAUUUGAAGAUGCAAAAAAUUUAACUUUUGCUGAUGAUCGUGAAUAUAUAGAUGCAAUUGUGGAAGCAAGUGAUCUUGGAUCUGGGAAUCAGUUACGUAAGCUGUUCGUGUUCUUGAUAACUUCAAAUACAAUGAACAAGCCGGAAUUAGUGUGGGAAAAGACAUGGAAGAUUCUUUCAGAUGGGAUUGUGCAUAGUAAAAGAAAUUUGUUAGGGAUUCCAGAUCUUCGGAUUGAUGAUAAUGAUUUAAAAAAUCUGUGUUUAAUUGAAAUUGAGAAGCUAAUGCACGUGAAUGGAAGAUCUCUUAAAGAAUUUACAUGCCUUCCUUUCCCUGAAGCGUGUGAAGGGCUGCAAUUUGACAAUAAGUUUAUUGUGGAUGAAUUGAAUUAUGAUAAAAAUGAGAUGGAAAUGCUUCAUCAGAACCUGUUGCGUUCAUUAACAUAUGAACAGAAAAACAUUAUAUGGAACACUUUGUCUGCAGCAUUCAAGGCUAAAGGUCUAAUCAUAUUGAAUGUAGCUUCAAGUGGUAUAGCAUCGUUGUUAUUGCCGGAUGGAAGAACUGCACAUUCAAGGUUUUCAAUUCCAAUAUCAAUUAAUGAGUGCUCAACUUGCAAUAUAAAACAAGGCUCACAGAAGGCGGAAUUACUUCAAAAGACCAGUUUGAUUAUUUGGGAUGAAGCACCAAUGCUGAACAAAUAUUGUUUUGAGGCACUUGAUAGAACUUUAAAUGAUGUGAUGAGACAAGAAAUGGGAUCUGCUGACUAUGUUCCGUUUGGUGGAAAAGUUGUAGUUCUUGGUGGGGAUUUCAGACAAAUCCUACCAGUUGUCUCAAAAGGCAGUAGAAGUGAUAUUGUUGGAUCUGCUAUUAAUGCUUCAUAUUUAUGGAAGUAUUGUACGGUUCUAAAGCUCACAAAAAACAUGAGACUUUUGAACUGUCCCUCGACAUCAGAUGUAGAAGACAUUAAAAAUUUUGCAGAAUGGAUUCUUUAG
Lotus japonicus is the source of this 1983-nucleotide messenger RNA. RefSeq lists its product as uncharacterized. Gene Ontology annotation, biological process: DNA repair; telomere maintenance. Lineage: Eukaryota; Viridiplantae; Streptophyta; Magnoliopsida; Fabales; Fabaceae. The coding region runs from base 1 to 1983 and encodes 660 amino acids. The record is from RefSeq and is a predicted model, not a curated record. Gene Ontology annotation, molecular function: DNA helicase activity. The transcript has 9 exons.